AGCUUCACUCGAUUCCAGAAGAAAGUCCGGAAGGCCAUACCUGCCGCCCCGGUUCUGGGGCGAUAACCCAAAACCCCAGCGCAUAGCCGCAGCACUCCUCGUUUCUUCCUGCAGUUUCCAGUGUUCUCGCUCGGCGGCCCUGUCCAUGCUCGCCUCAAUCUGUAGCCGACGACUCCACUACCAGCCCGCCAGGCAGUGGCGGAAGAAAAAAGAAGCGAAGAGGGGCCCGGUGGAAGGCUUCUGGCCGGGGGGAUUAGUUUUAAUGUUUGGAGCCGUCGUCGCGUGGGUUUUUUAGCGCGUCAUCCGUUGGCCUCUUUCAGUCCAGACAAUGGAAGAGCAUUUCACAGUCAUCUUAUUUUGUUUUUGCAUCUCCGACAUCUUUCACCUGGUAAGAAACCGAACAGCUACGGCUACUGUCACCAACGCCUCACUCGUCGUUAACCACCCCUGCAACACUCGCGACCACUUCCCGCCAGUACAACUUGUCACUCAUCAACAACUCAUCUUUCAAUGUCCACGUCAUGAUGCACGCAUCGAAACAUAAGAUGGGUUUCUCCGACUUCAGGGACGCUAUACUUAUACAGCCGCCUUCUUUCAAGAAGAAGAAGGAAUACGUGCUUGAAGAAUUACUAGGCAGGGGAGGAUUUGGCAAAGUUGUCAAGGCUUUGUGGGCGCCGCCUGAAAGGGAACCAAAAGAGGUAGCGCUAAAGAUAAUCAACAAGAAGCUAGUUAAAGGCAAUGAACAAGCCGUUCUCGACGAAAUCUCGGUUCUCAAGCAUCUCGAUCACCCCAAUAUCGUUCACGUAUGGGAUGAUUUUGAGUCGCGCGACAAGUAUUACAUCGCAUUUGAGCUGGCUGUUGGUGGUGAAUUGUUUGAUAGGAUUUCAGAAAGGGGCAAGUUUACGGAAAGAGAUGCUGUGGAGUGUAUCCGACAAGUCCUCCAAGCGACCGCCUACCUACAUGAGCACAAUGUUGCGCAUAGGGACCUCAAACCAGAGAACAUCCUAUAUAAAACCCGCGAUGCAGACUCUCCCUUGGUUAUUGCCGACUUUGGUAUCGCAAAACACCUCGAAACGCCAGACCAGGAGUGUUCGGAAGCGGCUGGUAGCUUUGGGUAUGCGGCCCCGGAGGUGUUGCUAGGGAAACCACACGGGAUGAAGGUGGAUUGCUGGAGUAUUGGAAUCAUUGCGUACACAUUACUUUGCGGAUAUCCUCCCUUCAGGUCGGAUGAUAGAAAUGGCUUGUUGCAGGAGAUGACGCGAGGAAGGAUCAUGUUCCACGACCGGUACUGGUCAAAAGUAUCGCGUACGGCGAAGGAUUUUGUGAAGGACAUGUUAGAAACAGACCCUAAGAAGCGAUCCACCGCUGCCGAUGCACUCAACCAUCCCUGGUUGACGUCUGGCCAAGCGACUGAAACUGAUCUGUCUGCUGCCAUCCGAGACAACUUUGAUGCAAAGCGUAAAUGGAAAUCUGCUCUCCGCAUAAUUCAAGCCUCAAACCGAAUCCGCUCUGCAUCCCGUUCUCGCUCCCCUUCCCUGUCCACGAGCCCCCCUUCAACCGCCAACACUGCCAACCCUUCUCCAAACUCCGCCUUAUUCGUUCCCGAGGUACCACAUGUUCUCACCCCGCUGAGUAUGACGGAUGAAGAUCCCAUGAGUGAUGAACACUAUUACUUUUCCGCGGAUGAUCAGGGCCAUACAGAAGAAGAAGAGGAAGCAAAGGUAAUGACGAGGGGAGGUAAGAAGAAAGCUGGUAGUAUGCCUGUUGGUUCCGGCUCAGGUGUAACGACGGGGACAGUGACGCCAUAUACCACUGGGAAUGAAGGGUCAAACACUCCGAAGCCCACAAUCAAAGUCAUUGAUGGUAACGGAGAAUUGCGUCCAGAAGAGACUGAUAUGCAAACACCACCGGCUACUGCACCCGUGGGUGCGGGGAUGAUGGGUAGUAUACGAGGAAUGAUGGGCAAGUUGAGUUUAUGAUUUUCCUCUAAAGACUCUUGGGGAGGGAAUGGAGCGAGAAAAAUGUUUGUAACGAAGACGACGGAAUUUGAAGUUGAAUUUGCGCGACCCAGCCUGUUACAUCUUGGGGAUUUAGACUAUUGUUGUAUCCAGUUUCUUUGAUCAUGCCGUCCGGAUAUGGGAUCACCUAUACAUGUAUCGUUGUAUCCACCG
Cryptococcus deneoformans JEC21 is the source of this 2171-nucleotide messenger RNA. RefSeq names its product calmodulin-dependent protein kinase I, putative. Gene Ontology annotation, biological process: protein phosphorylation; cellular response to oxidative stress. Gene Ontology annotation, molecular function: calcium/calmodulin-dependent protein kinase activity; ATP binding. Lineage: Eukaryota; Fungi; Basidiomycota; Tremellomycetes; Tremellales; Cryptococcaceae. Bases 522 to 1979 code for a protein of 485 amino acids. The record is from RefSeq and is a predicted model, not a curated record. The transcript has 8 exons.